UCCCACCUAUCCGUAUCAUGAUAAACGCUGCUGGGGCGGUCGCCCGCAGGAUGCCGUCCGUGGCCCGGCGGAGCGGAUGCUGGAUAGCGUGGUGCCAGGCGGUCCUGCUCGCCGCGUCGGCGCUGGUUAUCGUGGCCGAACGGACCGCUCUGUUUUACUGUAUAGGGUUCUACCUUUGGAAUGAGGAGACGCAGUGGGCGGGCCUCACUCUCGGCCUCUUUCUACCGGGGACAGCAGUCCAGCUGCUGAGCAUGAAAUGGUACUACGAUGAUGGGGAUGACAGGCGAUGCUACCUCUCUGUCAUACACAUACUGCACUUGGGAAUAUUCAAAAGAUUAUGGGAUUGCAUGAGAUCGGUGCUGCGUAUGCAGGGCUCGGUGGCUGAGCUCGGAGCUGCUGUCAUGCAGCAGGCAGAUGUUGCUGCCCUUUGGCUGCUGGAGGCCCUCGUCCUCACGCUGCCUCAGAGCCUGCUCCAGGCAUAUGUGGUGGUGUCCACUGAUGUGGGCAUCAUGUCCCCAGUGGCCUACUGCUGUGGUCUGUGUGUGCUGUCGAUUUCCUGGGCGCUGGUGCUGUACAGCAGAGCCUGCUGUCUGAUACGACCGGGCCACUUGGCCAUGCCUCCGGCAGCCCUGCUGUGCCAGCUGGUGUGGCGGGCAGGCAUGCUGAGUGCCAGGGUGACUUGCCUCAUGUUCUUUGCCAGAGUCUUUAACUGGUGGGUCUGUGGAGUAGCAGGUUUCCACUGGCUAACGGCCUCAUUCUGGCUGGUAUCACAGCAACCAGACGUCUGCACCGGCCCCUGGUGUUGGCGCGCCUUUAAUGGCAUUAUGGGGCUUGUCCAUAUCUUCCUCUUCCUCAACGUCAAAGACGGACCCUCGCGCUUCCGCAUGGCCAGUUUUUAUGCAUUUAUGUUUGUGGAGAAUGCCACCCUGCUGCUGGCCGCCUCCGACUUCCUUAGCGAAGCAUCAUGGGACAGCAUGACCCUUCCCACCACUGUGCUGUGUAGCUUUCUCCUUGGUGCUACCUCACUUGUCCUAUACUACCGGUUCCUCCACCCCAAGUCAACAGAGAUCUCCCAGGGUACGCUCCACAACCACAUGGGCAGCACCUGUAUAGAACGAGGGGAGUCCUCCUUUUCUCUUGGGGACAAAAGCCUGCCUGCUGCCUCCAUUCAAAACCAUGGCAGCUUCUCCCUAUCAGGUGUGGCUGGUUCUCUGCUGGAGCACCCAGGAACCUGUGGGGGCCGAGCUAACAGCUCCUGCCCGUGCUACCACCACCACUGGCUCCUGAUCCGGCUGGCUCUGAAAACAGGAGAUCUGGGGAAGAUCAACAGAGCUUACGGGGCAGGCGGAGCAGCAGCUAUACUUGAUAUGGAGGAGUACAACCAAGAGUUUAAGAGUAAUGAGGGCAUGACGAUCACAGCAGGAGGAAGCUGCGAGGGGGUCUCCACGUCUGAGUCUCAGGGGAAAGGCCUGGCACCUCUCUCGGACUGCAAAGACGAGUUCCAGAGUGUGAGCGAGCCAACAUCAACCGAACAACCUGAGGACGAGGACGACAGUCUGGAGAUGGAGAGCCCAAUGGAGUCUCCCACAUCAGAUUUCAAACGUAGCUCACCAGAGGGAAAGUCUGUGUUUGGAGACAGUCCGGAGCCGUACUUCUGCCCCACAGAGUCAAGUUCAACCCUAUAUUUCAGCGCUGAUCCUCAGUCUCCCAGCAGUGCCAGUAACCCCCGUCUGGACCGGGACACUGGGGGCCUGGAACAGGGGGUGCGCCUCAACUCAAUCCCCAGCGAUCCAGCCCUUCACAGAGAUGUCCGUGGGCUCAUUGGCCGGGUCGGACCACGCUGUACUUCCACUCCUAAACUGGACUCUGGAGUGUCGGACUCCCCUUCUAGUGUCCCUCACCUCACAGGUCCGAGGAGGCAGCUUAUAAUGUCACGAAGAGAUGAAGACGAUAACUUCUAGCUUUCUUUAGACAGAAUCAGGGAAAGAGCAACAGCAACUUAUCCAACAUUAAAGGAGUACACCAGCUUUUUGGAAGGGCACUUUUCCAUCCGUUCGUUGCUGUUGGAUGACCUCACCUCUUUACGCUGUAUAGUUAGUGCACUGUGGGGUAGUGAUGCGCGGGUCCUACAUUUUAAUCUGCGGUUUGGCUGGUUCAGGUGAGCUUGCUAGAAAUAUCGCGUGUCUCAGGCAGGGCAGGUCAUUAAAUUACAGAGUAGCAUUCUGACAAAGCUGUUAUAAUUUACAGAAACUUAGUGCAAUAAUCCAGUUAACACCUUCUCUUCCUGUCUCCUCUCUGUCUCUUUCACACAACGAGCAGCUCUCUCAUCAGUCUCAUCAGCACUGCUGUGCUCAGGCUUUUAGCUUUUGAUUAGGAAAAUCUGGUAAGGUCCGACAUAUUCCUAUAUCCCUCGGGUCAUAAUGUCUGGUAAAAAUAUUUCCCUCUGCAAAUAUGUAGGCCUAACACUGUGUUCUUACAGCAAGCAAGAGUCUCUCUGUCCACACUGACUCCAUUAAAUAUGCACCUCUGUAACGUCAUGUAAACAAACCAUCAUACCGAUCAGCUGUGCGCUCAUGUAAACAAACCAUGCAGGUUUUUCAGCUGUGCGCUUGAGAUCAUAUGCUAAAGAUGUCGUCACUUAAAAGCUUUCUUUCUGUCAUUUAUACUUUUUAAAACAGAAAACAUGUUUUAAAUUGUGAUAUUUACUGGAAAUUACUUACAAUAUAGCCAAAAGCAAGUAGGUCAUUACCAGAAACGUUCUGCUCCCAUUCACUGGGUGUUUGGUUCGAGUUAUUUACUGAUGUACAUGUGUAUGGAUCAGGCUGACUGGGUUGGCUCUCAUAGCGGGCCAGGUUGGGUUGGGUUUCAAAAAAACCCUGACCUGCGCAUCACUACUGUGGGAAAUAAUUUAUGAAACAAAUUUGGGAUAAAGCUAAGCUAGCGGAUAUUCUCCUCUCCUGAACUAAUAUUUAGAAGAUCACUUUGAAGGUGAAACCUUCAGCAGUGUUUUCUGUCAGACAUGAAGAAGACAAAGAUUGGCUACAAAGAUGGUGUAUUGAAGCUCAGAAAGACCUGUCUGACUAAACAUUUCUUCGGUUGUUUUGACAGCAAUUAACUUUAGCCUCAAGUGCUAUACUGUGCAAUAAAGUGAGCACUAGGUGUGCCACUGAAGUUAUAUCAAUAAACGUCAUUAGAAAUAUGCAGCUGUUUCAUGAUCUCGAACAACUGACGGUCUUUAUAAUACAUACCAAAACUGCUGUUAUUCAUGAUAAUUUUGCCAGCAGUUAUGAGAAUAGAGAAACUAUUCUUAGAUCUUAAGGAGACGGGAGUAUCUGACCUCUGAAUAUUCACCAUCUCAGUAUAAGCCAGAGCACUGUUGGCUUCUUAAAGCACAAAUAUCUUCUGUAUCAUAUGUCUAUUGCUGUGUUUUUUUGUUAUUCCCAUAUGAAAAAAAAUUCCUGGUCCUGUCAAAAAAAAAAAAAAUCUGUAUUUUUUGUAUAAUCAUGUCAACUGGUGUUGCUUUGAGCAAGGCUAGUUUGUCAACCUGGCAAAAACUGUGUUUGAUGUUUUAUCUUUACUUACAUGUUGACCAUGUAAUUGCUAAAAUGUUUUUUGACUUUACAUUACGUUGGGGGGAAAGUAAUGUCUCAGGCACUGACUUUAAAGGGAAAAAUAGUUAGUUUUUAUCCUGGGCCAUUUUUUUCCAUGUUUUUGUUUAUACGUGACUAAUGGAGACAGCAUUUUGAAAUUGGUUCAGUAUUGAGUGAAACAGUCGGCAGUGUAAUUCGUACUGUCAGUUCACGACAGGCUCAGAUAGUUAUUGCAGGAGUGUGACAGUUUAAUGGAAAAUACCAGGAGAUUGGUUUCUUUAUCAUAUAAAUUACUGAUAUUUCAAAUACAAAUUAGACGUUUGAGCGCCAACUAGAUUUGAUAAAAUCAAGUGGUUGUGGCUUUACAUCAAUAAAUACAAAUAGAUGUUGACAAAAUCUGACAUAAUUUGCAGUUAAAAAAAUGUAACAAAUCACAAUAAAUCAUAACAUAUGUUACUGCAAUACUUAGCUUAUCGUAGAAUAUUAAAUAUAGCAAUAAUUGUAUCGUGACUUAAGUAAGGUGAUAAUAUCUUAUCAUGGGGCCUCUGGUGAUUUCCAACCCUUUGAAAAUACCCUAUAGAAAAAUGAAAUGUUUUUCUCUACAUUUCGCUGACCCGGUCGGUUUCUUAUUGUGAGUAAUCAAGUCUUGCUCAAUGAGAAGUCUCAUUGUGAAAUCUAGCAGACUUUUCCACAUUGGCGAAAUCACAAUAACAACACAACAAACUCUUCCCAACACUCUUCUUUCAAGCUCUCACUAACAUUUAAACUGUUGUCUCACAAGAUUUUAGAAGGAGACUUGAUCCAGACUUGGUUACAAUAACAAACAGACCAGCAAAGGUAAAGAAAGACAUUUAAUCUCUCUGUAGGGUCCUUUCUGUAUAGUUGUCAGACACUUACACUAACACUCUGGACCUGUCAGUGGUAAAAACAAGCACCCAGAAUUGUUGUAAAUUAAUGGUGCAAAAUUGGCCGCAGUGAUUACAUUGCAGCCUUUUUUGUCACUGCAACUGGAGCAGUCCGUCUCAAUACUGAACCAGUUUCAAAAAUUGUUUUCUCCAAAUUCAUGGUAAAGUAGGGUCCAGGUUUAAAAAACACCAGAGCUCCCCUUUAAAAAACUUCCAACUGUCUAUUGCGUAAUAAAAUUAAAGGAUGCUAAUAGGGUACUCGUAGUGACAUUUGUAUGUGCUCUCGAUUGCUGUCUCUAGGGCACAAAUGCAUUUUUGCUCAUUGCCGUUCAGUAAAAGGGAUGAAAUCCACCAACAAAGCAGUGAAAUGAUGCUGGGGUUUUUCUUGCACCCAGGUGACUGCCUAUUUGACAUUUUGAACUGUGAAGUGCAAGGCCACUGGUGGCUUCAAAUAAGCAAUAAAUAGCCUACAUAUUGGGGUGACUGGAAAACGAGUGUUUGUAGUUACUGAACUUUGAACUAUGGUUUUAUAUUUAUGGUAUGAAGUACAGUACUCUGCAAAAGUCUUAGGCCACCAAAAAACUCAGAACAAAAUAACUUCAGAGUCAGAUUUAAGCUAAAAUUUAGUGUGACCUCCCUUUACAUAUAGCACCUCUUGACCUUUCUUGGGCAGACUAUCUUCAAGUUUUCUUAAAUAAUCUUCUGGUAUAUCGUAUCAAGCCUGCUUCAGCACUUCUCAGAGCUCAUCUUAAGACCUGGGCUUUCUUUUAUUCGUGUCUCUGUCCUGGUGAU
Messenger RNA from Plectropomus leopardus (leopard coralgrouper), 5287 nucleotides. It is a transcript of the gene xkr5a, whose product is annotated as XK related 5a. The record is from RefSeq and is a predicted model, not a curated record. Gene Ontology annotation, cellular component: membrane. Lineage: Eukaryota; Metazoa; Chordata; Actinopteri; Perciformes; Serranidae.